AUGGCCUGCAUCUUCCUCUCCAGACACUUUACCACCACUGCCUCCUUCAUAUCAAGUGCACCUCCAGUGGAAAGUUGCGGAGGCGUGGAGCUGCUGCUGGUCCUGUGCGGCCUGGACGUGUCGCUGCUGUGCCCUCGCCACUGCAUCUGCUACAUGUCGCCCAGCACGGUGUCCUGCCAGGCGCACAACUUCCAGACGGUGCCUGAGGGAAUCCCGCCGCACAGUCAGCGCAUUUUCCUGCAGAACAACAAGAUCGGUCGGCUCCUGCACGGCCAAUUCCCGUCGUCUGCCGCCAUGCUGUGGCUCUACUCGAACAACAUCUCCUACAUCCAGCCGUCCGCCUUUCACGGUUUUCAGCUUUUGGAGGAGCUGGACCUGGGCGACAACCGCCACCUGAAGGCGGUGGCAGCGGACACCUUCCGAGGCCUGGACCGCCUGCGCGCCUUGCACCUGUAUCGCUGCGGUUUGCUUGGCUUGCCGCAUGGCCUUUUCGAAGACCUCCACAAUCUCCAGUAUCUCUAUCUCCAGGACAACCAGUUGGAGUUCCUGGAGGACGACCUGUUCAUAGACCUACUGAACCUAAGCCAUCUGUUCCUGCACGGCAACCGCCUGUGGAGCCUCCACCAGAACACCUUCCGGGGCCUGGGCGCGUUGGACCGUCUACUCCUCCACCAGAACCGCAUCCAGUGGGUGGAUAAAAUGGCUUUCCACGACUUGAGGCAUCUCACCACACUCUACUUGUUCAACAACUCACUGACGGAGUUGUCGGCAGACAGCCUGGGUCUCCUGCCGGCCCUUGAGUACCUUCGCCUCAACGACAACCCUUGGGCCUGCGACUGCAGGGCGCUUCCGCUUUGGGACUGGCUGCGGAACUUCCGGGGCUCCACUUCUUCGUUAGUGUGCGUUUCACCUUUGGAGAUGGCGGGGAAAGAUCUGAAGACGCUGAGGAAAGAGGAGCUGCCCAUGUGUCUUAAGGGGGGAGUCGAGGUGGGGGGUACGACGGGUGGUGAAUCAUUGAACCACCUGAAUCGUCACCGGAGCCACCACGACCAGCACCAGCGACCGUACCUGCCCCACGGCGACCAGCACAACUUGCCACCACAUUCGACCAUCCCACAACCACCCAAGGGGGCUCGCGGGAACUGCACCCGGCGUGGGCGUAAGGUCAAAGGGGGGCACAACGAGGUGCGGUUGCUUCGCGAGGGAAAGGAGAAAGACUUUGGAGGUAAACACGAGAAGUCAACCACCGCCAGAAGGAAGAACAAGUGUGUCCUGAGAACUUCAGUUGAGACUCCAAGUGGGGUCCAGAGAGCCGCCAAUGGGGCCACAACACACUUUGAAGGGACUUUUUUCUGCUUAGCGCUGCUCACGUCUCUGAUAACGGCACUGAUUGAGAACGUGGUCAGUUUUGACUGUUUUGUUUGGAUUUUUUAG
This is a messenger RNA of Nerophis lumbriciformis (worm pipefish), 1434 nucleotides long. Lineage: Eukaryota; Metazoa; Chordata; Actinopteri; Syngnathiformes; Syngnathidae. The record is from RefSeq and is a predicted model, not a curated record.